GAACGCGGAGCCGUCCUUGGUGGAUAUAGCUUCGGAGUUGGGCCUACCUUGCGAGCAUAUGCAUCGGAACAGGCUGGUGGAUAGCAUCGUUCUGUCGCUCUGUCCGCUGCGAGCGCCCGGGGCGGAAGAUGAUGUGAGGUAUCACUUUUGGCGCUGGCUCGCAGAUUGCCGGACCGUUCCUGCAGCAGACCUCGUAGCAAAGGCAUCUGUCAGUUUUCCUGCGACACAGCUACGGCGAUCCAUGCUUAGUGUUUGCGAAGAUGUUCCGUUGGAAAGUAUUGAGAGGAGGCAUGGAAGCGCGGCCGCGGAGCUGGAGCAAUUGAGCCAGGCCACCGUUGCAGUCUUGCAACACCUUUCUGCUUUGAAUGUUCAGUUUCCAGCUGAAGUGCCAGAGACUUGGACCACUGCGAUGGAACAACUGCAAAGCAUCAGAUGGCCAGACCGUUUGUCUGGAUUGCAGCGCAGUAGUUUGCUGGCUGUGUUGUUGGAGAAUCGGCCGCUACAGCGCAGAGGUUGGUGGCAGUUGGUGGAUUGCUGGGAUCGCGCAGAUCCAGUGGAUGUAGCAGAGCGACUGUGGAGCCUGGCCACAUGUCAUCAAGCUGGACCAGCAGUGGAGCCAGACAGUGGCUUCCAGGAUCGAGAAGAUGUUUUGGAGGUGGGUCGGCAGAAAGCGUGGGACUUUUGCAAGGUUUAUGUGGACGUUUGGUUCGGAGAAACAGCGGUCUUGGGCGCACUGAAGCACAAGCACAAGAGUCGUGGAUAUGACGAGGCAGACAAACUCUUGUUGCGCACUUUGAUGCGGCGCUAUGGCUGGGAAAGACAUCUGGACGAGAGCGCAGCGCGCACGUGGAUGGAAACCUUUGAAGCAGUCAAGAAGGCAGAGGAUUGGUCUCGUUUUGCUUGGUUUCUGGUCGCGCACUUGUUGCACCCUGCUUGUCGUGAGAGUUUGCGUGCGUGGCACAAUCCGGUGACCGUUUUGGAGUCGAGAUUAGACCGCAGUGGUAUUGCCCAGGAGGUGGUUACUUUGCACGAUGACUUGUUGGCCUGGCAAGAUCUCCACGGGUGUUCUUCGUUGCCCGAGAAGAAGCAGCAUGCAGACUUGGCGAAGAGGGUGGGCAAGUAUUUCAACAGCAGGGAGGCGCGUGUGAGGACCCUCCAGAAAGCUUAUCCUCCAGACUUUGCGCCGCUGCCGGGUUACAGAGUUGAGUGUUUGUCCUUGGAAGGCGAUUCCCUGCGUGGUGUACUCUGGCGGUCUGCAGCUGAACGUGCUCUGAUGUUUUCGAUCCCUGGAUGGAGAGAAGAGGGCAAGGGCAAGGAGGAGUUUCAUCCUUUGCAGGAUUUCUGUAAGCAUUGGUUGCCAGAAGCAGACGAGAUGGAGUGUCUUGAUUUGUUGACCAACACACAGCGCCCUGUCACGUGGAAGCUCGAGCAAGUCGCGAGACGAUUGGACUGUUCACCCACGUUUUCUGGUGUGCAAGAAGCCUUAGCCAAGCGCUUACUGCGAUCUUUCCCUGAGGAUGCAGGUGACUGCCUACAGAAAUUCUGCUGUAGAUUGUGUCCAACCGACUGCGCAGAUGCAAAGUCCUUCAAAGAGCACGUCGCACAGGAGCACGCUGGCGUCGGGCUGCAAGAUACUCCCCGGAUGCUGAUUGAGUAUCGCAAGAAGAUUCUCGUACCAGGUAUGAGCAGACAGAGGACAAUAGCUGCCAACUUUGAUGAGCGCUUGCGUUGCCCUGCAGGCACGAGUGAGGAGGGCCGAAUGGAAGCUGCCUGUGUGGUGUGCGCUCGACGUUUUUGGGCGCAUGAGUUGAACAAGGUGCUACUCUUCACCGAUCCUGCCCAAGCAGAAGGGCUACCACAGCUCCCGGAUGGAGUGGAUGCAGCAGUCCGUCCAUCCCAGCAGCAUCGACUGUGCCGCCUGCUGGGAGUUCCACGCUAUGCUGAGCGCUGGCCGCACAUUGCUUUGGAGGAGUUGCAGAAGUCUGCCGUUGAACAUCCUUUCCUCCCAGGUGAAUAUGUGCUCUUGCACCGGCGGCGCAUGCCGGAAGACGCACGACAGCCGUCCCCUGUUUGCCGGGACUGCCGCACCAGCCUGACAGCCCAGGUUCUGACCUUGCCGCGCCACGCCCUGGCGAAUGACCUGUGGCUUGGCAGAGCCUUGCCAGAGCUUCGUUCCCUCUCCGCGGGGACGAAGCGGCUCUUGCCCCUGGUGCGUGUGUGCAUGCAGGUCACCGUCCUGCAGCCGGUGGUGCUUCCCCACGCCGAACGGCAGAAGGGCUUCAUCGGGAACACCAUCUUUUUGCCGCAAGCUAGUCCUUCCUCAGUCGAAGCAGUGUUGCCACCCCGCGCAGAGGACAUGGCCGAGCACAUCUUGUUCGUCUUGGUGGGCCACAACAGAGGCGACCUGCGAUCGUCGGCCACGAUGCAGGCACCUCGAGAGGAAUACGUUGCCGCUGUCGAGCGCCUCCGACAAACUUCCAAGUACUACGCGGAGGCAGCGGUCGAUCUCAGUCGAUGGUCUGGCCAGGAGGAGACUAUGUUUGAAGGCUGUGUCCUUGAGACGGACGCAGACAGCUAUUUGGCGAGAGAGCUCUUACAACGGGGACCGGCGGACGCUCAAGGCCAAGAGAGCAGCCAGCAGGAGGAGGACGACGCUGGCAUGGCGGAGGACACUGCGGAGUCCGGCGAGCGAGCACACGAAGACUCAGGACAGUUGCGUUUGGUCUGUGGGUUGGUAGGUCAUCUGAUUUCCAGCAUAGUCGGCCUGAAUGACACCUCGGACGAUGAGAAUCGUUGGUUGCGGGUUUGCCGAGAUGUGGAGGAUCUGUGUCGUCGAAAGCCUCGACAGUAUGACACUGAUGCAGAGCUGGUCGCGCGCAAUCGGGCCAACAAUGACCUGGGUGUGGGUGCUGCGCAGAUGGAAGGAGCAAAUCUACUGGGUCGAGAAGGCGCGCACGAACGUGGAGUCCUUCGUCGCAUCCGCCAGGUCCAGACUGUGGCCGCGCAUGGGGUGGAGACAGAGCGACAAGCGCAAGGGCAAAUGUUUGAGGUCAGGCCACAGAAGUUGGUGGUGCCUUCUCGAGAUACCCCUCUGAGCAUGUUUGAGCCAGGGACCUGGGCAAUGGCUUUUCCUACGUUGUUCCCUUGGGGUGACGGGGUGCCUUUCUUGAAGAGGGAGACGAGCAUGGAAGCUUCUGAAGUGUUUCGUUAUUUGCUCCUACGCGAAGAGCUCCAGUACAGCGGUGAGGGAGGUGUUGAAGAUGAGGUCCCUGCACUACCUCGAUGGAGUUUGUCGGCCGCUCGGGACGACGAGUGGUUGCGUCAUCUUUUUUGGGGACCAGAUUUCUGGUUAAUGUCUGUUGAGCAGUUGCUCCCGACGCUGUAUGAUGUCCAACGUCGUUUGACGUUGAUGCGGACCUCCAAGGCCUAUGUCAAGAGGAGUGGCUUCGGCCGCCACUGCUCGGUCAUAGCCUCCGUGACCUCCGAGCACCUCCUGAAGGCCAUGGCGCUGCACGGGGAGAAAGCGGACAUCCGCGAGUUGCUCCGCUCCCCGGACGUGGGUAGCGUCCUACAGGCCAGUUCCAACGUUUUGGGCGCAGAAGGUCACCGAUCUCAGAUCCGUCUGCGAGGCCACGCAGCUGGGUGGCAUUACGGCCCAAGUCACAUUUUUGUGACACCGAACUUGGCGGACUCGCGAGCUUCUCUGCUCUUGCAAUUGCAUCUGCAGGGGGGCUCGCGAGUCGAGGCCUAUGAGGUCGACCUGGCCUGGGACCUCGAGGCACCAGCACUGCCCUCGCUGAGCGCAAUGCGUCGCAUUCUAGCUGCCGACCCAGUCUCUCAAGCAAGGUUUUUUGACGUGAUGAUGACCUUGUUCUUUGAGGAGAUAUUGGGCACGUUGCCGCCGCUUACCCGCGCCAGCUUCCGAGGCGGUCUUGCCAGGGACUUCGAAGAUGGUUUUGCUGCUUCCACUCAUGCUGGUUGCUUUGGAGAUGUGGCAGCCUUUUGUGGCCCUCUUGAGACGCAAGGACGCGGUUCCAUGCACCCACAUAUUCUGGUUGUGCUUUUGGGGCACGACCUGGGCAAUCGCCUUCGCUCUGUGUUGGCCACCGCAGCGCGUGGGGAACUGGUCAUUGAGUUGGAACGCUGGAGUCGCGCCGUCCUACAAGCAGCCAGCCGUAUUCGCUACGACAGCCAGCAAGCUCUCAGUCAGCAGUUAGAACAAGAAGUGUGUCCACUACCGCUGAGCGAAAAUCAGCGUGCUGCAUGCGGAAGGCAAUACAGCGACGCGCCACUGAGGUCAACGGAGCCAGACGGCCACGAAGCGGCGACGGAGUCCAGUACACCUCUCCGACUGACCGGACGCUUCGCUUCACUACGUCCGCAUUAUGUCAGGAGGAGCAAGGCCGCUGCUUUCAACGCGGCCAGUUGGAACGCUGCAAAAGGCAAGCGGGGAUGUCGAUUUGGCUGCUUCCACGUCGAACUACACAAAGAAACUGAAGACUCUGGACUGGAGAAGGUACGCGCGCGUUGUUUGAAGGGAUGGCCUCGAGUUCAGCGUGCGCAGUUUAUGAUUCUACCACGUGAAAAUGUUCCAUUGGAGGAAGAGGAGGCCAUGAAGAAUGAGAACCCCCAUGUCUUUCAACCUCAACGGGACCAUCCCUUCGAAGGCAUGUCGAAUCCCAUAGCUCAAGUCAGCAUGCGGUGCAACGUCGACGUGAAAUACUUGGGACGUGGUUUUUGCGAUGCCGAUUUGCAGAAACUGGCUGCCAAUGAAGAGGAUGGAGACGGACAGGGCGGAGACGCACAGCCACCAGACGGGGAGCGCAAAAAGAAGGACAAGAGCUUGGACGCGCGGUUGCACAGAGUUGUUGUGGAUAUGUUUCGGGACAUGCAGGAUGUGCAAUUUUAUACUGGGGAGUACGCGAGCAAGAAGUUCGAAGUGUCUCGAUCUCUGCUACCGGAACUCUUUGCCGGCGUUCAGCGUCUUGAAGCUGAAGAGGCGGCACCGGUGCCCGAGGCUGCGCCGUUGCCUGCAGAAGUGGCCAGGUUGCGUGCUUUGAGUUUAUUGCGACGUCUUGCUUUUGGCAUGCAGAGAUGUGUUGCGAAGUCCAAUGGGGAGAUGGCCUACCAACUUUUGUUUCAGCAGGAGCAACUGGUCAGCUACAGUGGCUACAACAUGUUCUUUCGGUUUGUGCCCUAUGCCAUGUUUCGUUGUCGCGCAGUGGCCUUGGACGCAGCCGCCGCCAGCGCGCCUCAUUUGAAAGUUCUGCCCCUGGAGCCUGUGGAGGCUGAAGAGACUGACGCAAUCCCUGUGCAAGAGGUUGCUGAGGUAUUCGACGAGGAAGAUUUGACGGAAAGUGGGAUCCCGACAGGUGGCACGAGGGUUGUGUCGCACAAUCAGAAGGAUGAUUACUUGCAUCGUGGUGCUUCAGAGUUGCGAACAGCAGACGACAAUGUUGUGGUGCCUGUGGAUUUGCGCCUUCCGGGGCAGAAUGAACCUGAGAAAUACGCUGCGUUUAUGCUGGGUUUGUCGUUGCCCUUUCCACGUUGCCCGGGUGCACAGCAUUGUGGAGAAGCUUGGCAAUGUUUUCAUUGUCAUGAGAUUGAAAAGUUGGAAGGGAAAGGUUUCCUGCGAGCCUGUUUCUCCAAGACCUGGAAACAAUGGAAAGCUUGCGUGCAGGUGCGCAAGGUGAAUGCGCAGGAACGACUCUUGGCUGGCUUGAGUUUACCUUUUCUGCGUGACGUGGUGGGCUUACGCGAGUGGCGCGAUGUGUCUUGUCUCGACGAGAUGCUUCUGGAUGGAGCAGACCCUGAGAUCUCCGAAGAGAUGCCUGCGCAGGAGCCCGCAGGAGAAGAUGCAGAGGACCAGGGAAUUCUGUUUCCGAGCGCCUCCACACCUUCGUUCCGCCUGCACCACGAAGCACGACAGCUCAGCAGCAGCCAGAGGAGAGCCGAGCGCUUUGCUUACAUGACCAAGGAAGAGGAGGGCGAAGACGACGAUGUCGGUCCCGUGGACAUAGAAGGAUCUGAUGUGGAGAACGAUCUCGAGCACGAAGAUGCGAUAGAGCGCAUGGAUUGCGCCGAACAUCCUGUGAGCCGAGAAGCUUUGAAAGAAGUACUCUUUCGUGAGAAAGACUGGAAGCGUUGCCUGGCGGGACGCGACAACCGCACGAAGUUUGCUCUGAGCAGAUUGAAGCAAGUGGUUGAGGCCAUGGGUGGCUUGCCCAAUGUGACUGUCAACGUUGAAGGCGAGCGUCCUCUGGAUGGUGCUCUUCGUCGCGCAUGGGCCUAUGCUGAAGCACAAGACAUGUUUGACCGGCAAUCCCAGUACCUGGAGAAUCUGUCUGGAGGUGUUCCAGAUGAUGCUGAGGAGGAGUUUGUCCCGAGUGGCCUGGAAGCGAUGACUGCGACGGAUCCGUUCUUGAUGGAUCUGAACGCGCAGAAUCUGCGACCGAGGGACUAUGCCUUGAAGCUGGUGGAGGACCAAUGCUGGUGGAAAAUCAUGGGGUGGAUCGAACGACUGGAGUGCACGCUCAACGCACAGCAGAUUCGCGCUGUGGCUCCCAUUGUUUGCACGAUCGAUGAAAUGUGGGAGAAGCGCACCGAAGCAAGCACCUGCUUCGCCAAUGGCCAGCCCAGUGAGCGGUGCAACUGUCUAUGGCUUGGCGCGGGGGGCUCGGGCAAAACGUGGGCAUACACCAAAGUCUUGCGACCUUUGUUCCAGCGCUUCUUUGGCUUUGGUCGCUACACUGCCGGGGCACCGACCCACGCGGCCGCGCGGUUGUUGGGGGCAGAAGCUAGAACUCUGCACAAACUGGCGAACAUUUCCCCCAACUCCGCACUACACCGCGGCGCCAUCCGAGGGCAGCGGAACAAAAAUGAUGCCCUGGAGCAACAGAUUCUGGCGUCAUUGGCCUGCAUCGUCGAUGAGCUGUCGAUGAGCGCAGCGGAUGUAUAUCAUGCUCUUGGCCUGCGCUUCUCGGUGAAGCGCUGUGAGAACUGGGCGCUGGACCUGAGCCGCUAUCUGCAGGAGUGGUUCGGCAAGAUGCCGAUAGGGCUACAAUUGGGCGACUUCCUACAGUUGCGCCCUGCCGCCCAAGCGAGCCUCUGCGAAUGGGUGGAAGUUCCGUCAGCGGCGCUGGUUCUACCGCUGACGGAACUUCAAGAAGCCGAAGCCCCAGAGCAGGCCAGCAACGCAGCCGAGCUGGGGCGGCUCUUGUUCAAGAACUCCAUGGGCAUUGUGGUGCACUUCACUGGAACUGGGCGUUUCUCUUCUUGUGCUUCCGGCCAAGCUUUGGUGGCCAUUUUGCAGCACAUGCGGCAAGGCACCGCCAUGACGGACGCACUCUGGGCGCAACUCCAGAGUCGCGUCUACGAGGUCCAGCAACUGCAAGACCUCCAGACCGCACCUUCGCGCCGGGCGUUCUUGCGGGCCUACUGGGGUGCACUUGCCUGGGAGCAGGUUGCUCGGUUGCAACAGUUGCGAGCAGUGCUCGAGGCGGAAGACGCUGGAGAACGGCUGUACUUCGUGCAAGCCAUCGACAAGCCCACCGGCGACGCCACGCUGUCUUCCGCCCAGGUCAGCGCAGCUCUGCAGUGUUUGAACAUGACCAAGACUGGCUAUUUGAUUGGCAUGUGUCCGUUGUUUCUUGGGAUGGAAGUGCGCAUUUCGUGCAUCUUGCCGGAGCCCUUGCUGACGCGCGAGCUCCCGUGCAUAGUGCGACGCAUAGAACUACAUCCCAAAGAACCUCCGACGCCACCUGGAGCAGCUUGCGUGGUCCUGCAGUACCAGCCGCUUGGAGUCUUGGUGGAGGUCGCAGACAGUGAUUAUGGUCAGUUUCAGGUCCCUGGCGACGACGUACGCAAGGGUCAUUUCUACGUGAGGCCUGUGUUCAACAAGCAAUCGGCCUGGGUCUUUGAGGUUGCGCCCAAGCAGAAACUUCGACUUGUUCGGAAACAGGCUUGGGACGCACUAACUUGUUUUGGGCUCUCUGGUAUACAUCGUAUCGUCGUCGCGUCGGUCUGUCUUUCUCGUUUAGUUUCCUUUAUGCGCAGGUACCCUUGGCCCCACAGCGAGUGCUGACUCAUUUUGGACUGCAAGGCAUCACUGCCAGAUCUGGCCUGGUCGCUUUUCUGAAUCAACCUCCCUGGAUGAAGGAUGGAGAUUACGGUUUGGCCCUCUAUGUCAUGUUGUCGCGAGCAACGAAGUUGAGCGAUUUAUGGCUCAUUGGAGUGCCUGAGCGCCCAUAUUUCGAAGGCUUCUUGCAUGAGCACAACAAGACUUUGGUGGAUCGUAUGAGCCUGUUUGAACGUCUGUCUGUGCAGAAUGAGCAAGCUGCGGAAAAGUACAUCCAGAAGCUGCUGUGGAGGGGAAAUGCUUA
This is a messenger RNA of Durusdinium trenchii, 8381 nucleotides long. The record is from the annotation of a GenBank genome assembly. Lineage: Eukaryota; Dinophyceae; Suessiales; Symbiodiniaceae.